This is a messenger RNA of Sclerotinia borealis F-4128, 1623 nucleotides long. Lineage: Eukaryota; Fungi; Ascomycota; Leotiomycetes; Helotiales; Sclerotiniaceae. The record is from the annotation of a GenBank genome assembly.
AUGAAGACCUUUGGCUUUGCUUCAGCAGCUGCUGCGGCAUUGACCGGCGCCUUUUUCGCGUCGUCUGCUGCCGCUGCUGAUCUCCCUCCUAUUGUCAUUAAGGGCUCCCAUUUCUUCUACGAAAACGGUACCGAAUUCUUCAUUCGUGGUGUAGCAUAUCAACAGGACGUUAACUCCAACACAACUUCCGGCGCUACUUUCACCGAUCCUCUUGCAGACGAGGCUGGCUGCACGCGUGAUGUUCCCCUUCUUCAAGAACUUGGCACCAACGUCAUUCGUGUUUACGCUAUCAAUGCUUCGCUGGACCACUCCGCUUGUAUGAGCCUUCUCAACGAUGCUGGAAUCUAUCUUAUCCAGGAUUUGUCUAACCCUUCAUCUUCUAUCAACCGAAACGACCCAGAAUGGAACACUGAACUCUUUGCCGGAUAUGCCGCUGUUGUCGAUGCCAUGGCUGGUUACACCAAUGUCCUCGGUUUUUUUGCAGGCAACGAAGUUUCCAACGAUGUCAACAACACUAACGCCAGCGCUUUCGUCAAAGCUGCCGUCCGUGAUGUCAAGGCUUAUAUUAAGACUAAGGACUACCGCACUAUUGGUGUUGGUUAUGCUACCAACGAUGAUGCCAAUAUCCGAAUUGACUUGGCGCACUACUUCAACUGUGGUGAUGCUGAUUCUGCUAUCGACUUCUGGGGUUACAAUAUCUACUCAUGGUGCGGUGAUUCUUCCUACACUGAAUCAGGAUAUGAUCAGCGAACGCUUGAAUUCGCCAAUUAUUCUGUGCCCGCAUUCUUCGCGGAAUACGGUUGCAACACUCCAUCGCCACGUAAAUUCACCGAAGUCGGGGCAAUCUAUGGCGACAAAAUGACUGAUGUCUGGUCCGGUGGAAUUGUCUACAUGUACUUCCAAGAGGCGAACGAUUAUGGUCUCGUAUCUGUUUCAGGAACAUCUGUCAGCAAGCUCGCCGAUUUCACUGCCCUUUCGAAGCAAUUGGCGUCUGCCACUCCUAGCUCCACCAACUCUGCCUCCUAUUCUGUUACCAACACAGUAGCACAAGCAUGCCCGGCAACCGGUACUGCUUGGGCUGCAGCCAGCAAUCUUCCCCCUAUCGCAAACGCAGAUCUCUGCGAAUGUAUGGUUAAGUCGUUAACCUGCGUCGCCGGCAGCGGUAUUUCUGGAGACUCCAGUGCUGACCUCUUCGACUACGUUUGUGGUUUGGACAGCGCUGCCUGUGAUGGUAUCGGAAAGAAUGCUACAACCGGAGUUUACGGUGCCUACUCCAUGUGCACAAGCUCUCAACAAUUGUCUUUCGUUUUUGACCAAUAUUAUCAAAACCAAAAUAAGUUAGCCACUGCCUGUGACUUCAGCGGCAGCGCCAAAAUCCAAAAUGGCGCAACGAGCUCAACAUGCUCAAGUCUCAUAAGCCAAGCCGGAACUGCCGGAACUGGAACUGUCACCAGUGCACCAACUGGUACUGGAUCUUCUAGCAGCUCAUCAGGUUCAUCCACCUCAACCAAAAAGAGUGCUGCAGGUGCUACUAUCAUCCCACAUUUCGACUUGGGAUUGUUGCAGCUAGGAGCCUACCUCGUGGUUGCUGGAAUGGCAGGUGCAGGUAUGAUCAUGUUGUAG